CUGAAGUAUAAUUCAGCAUUUCAGCUCCACCUCCACCACUACUAUCCAAGUCAGCAGCGGCAGGAACUUGAUCAAAGCUUACUACAUUCCACAUCCUUAGUUGCUUGCAUUCUGGGCUUCACUCAGCUGGGCAUUUGCUAGAUGUAUGUAUGAAGAAUGUGGGAUUAGGUGAUUUAAAGCCACGCAAAGGCUACCAUUUCCCUCAAGGAAGCUGAAAGAUUCUAGCCCUGUAAUUGCUUACUCAAUCCACUGCACGGGGGUUUAGUUCUCACUAACAGUUGUGAUUUGGUUUCAGACUGAGAAAGCUUUUCUGAAGCAGCCAAAGUAUUCUUGAGCUCGAAGUAGACAGGUAAGAGACCUGGAAAGGGAGGCAACCGAUUGUGGGAGAGAAUUGGGCUGGGCUAAAGACCCCAGGGAUGCUAUUGAAGGUAUCACACUCUCAAUUUGUUUAUAUGUUGUGAAAUGAAGUACUGUGAGUAUGAACAUAGUGUUUUAUUUGAUUUGUUUAUGCCGUUUGAUCGAUCUGUUUUGAUGUGGGUGUCAGUGUUUGGAUUGAAAUAUCAGUUCUUGAUCCAAUUGUUUGUGAUUUCUUAUUUAUAUGGAUAUGUAAAUGUGUACCCUCUGUUUGAUGUCUUUGUCUAUAUGGAGUUUUGUUCUUUGUUAUUGGAUGGGUUGAAUUCUCAUACAAUUGCCAGAACGAUUUACAUUCUAUUCAGGACCACACUUGCUGGAAAGAUUUGCAGCAUGUCCUUCUGAUCUUGUACCAGUGAAAGUUCUAUAGCGUUCCCGAGUAUUGAAGCUCUGGAAACUGUGAACGAUAGAUCACAUUGCAGUUGAAUACAGAGUAUAAGAAAGAAGUGCAGAUUAAUGGCUUCACCUGCAAUAGACCUUCUGAUCGGCAAAAUAGUAUCAUUUCUUGAAAGUGAAGUCUCAUUGCUAGAAGGAGUUCAUGAUGAGCUACACAAAGUCAAGCUUGAGCUAUUAACCAUGAAAGCCUUCUUGGAGGAUGCAGAAAGGAAGGGAGCUCUGAGUGAAGUAGAGAAAACAUGGGUGGCAAAUGUAAGAGAUGUCUCCAUUGAUGUCGAAGAGAUCAUUGAUGAGUUUACGUACGAGACAAACAAGCGAAGAAGUUGGGGUCCGUUCACAGGAGCCUUUUGGAAGACGCUUCGCCUCCCACAGAACAUCUGGGAGAGGCAUAGGAUUGCCACCAAAUUGCAGAAGAUCAUAAAAACAAUCAAAGAUAUUCCAGAGAGAAACCGGCGUUAUGGUUCUGUGCGCAUAGAAGGCAGUACUUCCCACCAUGAUGUGAACCGGAUUAAAGUCUAUGGCGAGUCGUCGCUUUUCUUGAAAGAUGAUGAUCUGGUGGGGAUCACAGAUGCUAGAAAGAAGUUAGUUGGAUGGUUGUUGUCUAGCCAUUCUCAAAGAACUGUGAUUUCAGUUGUAGGAAUGGGGGGUUCGGGCAAGACGACCUUAGUUGCAAGCACCUUCAACAAUCAAACUGUACAGCAACAUUUUGAUUGCUACACGUGGAUUACAGUCUCACAAAGUUAUAUCGUUGAAGAUCUGUUUAGAGUCAUGAUCAAUGAAUUAUUGGCAGCGGCACAAAUAGAUGUUCCUCAGAACUUGAGCAACAUGAGUUACAGACAUUUGGUGGAAAUGCUAGUUCACUACUUGCAGCCACGGAGGUAUAUGAUUGUCUUAGAUGACGUGUGGGACACUAAUCUUUGGAGAUCCAUAGAUGUUGCACUUCCCAAUGGAACUCAUGGUAGCCGGAUCAUGCUUACAACUCGGAACAAAGACAUAGCUUCUUUGGCAUUUGGAGUCGAAAGUCAUGUUCAUCAGGUUGAACCUCUUAAUACAAAUGAGGCUUGGGAUCUUUUCUCCAGAAGAGCAUUCUCUGGUGGGAGUGACAAGUCUUGUCCACCAGAGCUUCAAAUCAUAGCUAGGGAGCUCGUAGGAAAAUGUGAAGGCUUACCUCUAGGACUUGUGGCUUUGGGUUCUCUCAUGUCAACCAAAAGAUUUGUGUCCGAGUGGAAGAAAGUUUACAAUAGCAUGAGUUGGGAGCUCAGCAAUAAUCCGACACUUGAAGUAGUGAAGAGCAUUUUGUUGCUAAGCUUCAAUGAUCUACCUUACCGACUCAAGCACUGCUUCUUAUAUUUCUGCAUUUUUCCUGAAGAUUAUGCAAUUAAGUGCAAAAGGCUAGUUCGGUUGUGGAUAGCAGAGGGGUUUGUUGAAGAAGUUAGAGGGGGUCAGCCAGAAGAGAUAGCUGAGAGCUACCUAGCAGAGCUAACUUGCCGCUGUAUGCUUCAAGUGGUUGAGAGGGAACCAUCUGGAAAGGCAAAAAAAUUUAAAAUGCAUGACCUUCUGCGAGAACUUGCCAUUUCAAUUUCAGAAGCAGAGAAGUUUUGUACUGUGUAUAAUGAGAAAGAAACAAAUGAAGAGAGACAAGCUCCACGCCGCCUUUCAAUACAAGGAAGCUCUGGAAAAGUACGAGCACACAAAGACAUGACAAAGGUACGCUCAUUCUUUGUCUUUGCUCCUAAGAUGAUGGCCUCUUCUUCUUCUUUGGAAAAAGUAUUACCAUCUGGUUUCAAACUGUUGAGGGUCUUGGAUCUUAAAUAUGUUCCGAUCCAGGAAUUGCCAGAUGAAAUAAUGAAGUGCUUUAACUUGACGAGUUUGAACUUGAAAGGGACAGAAGUAAGAAAGCUACCAAAACGCAUGGGGAAUCUUCAGAACUUGGAAACAAUGGAUAUUAGGGACUCCAAUAUAAGGGAACUUCCAGUUGGAAUUGUGAAGUUACAGAAGUUGCGACAUCUUUUCAUGUACCAUUUCAAUUAUGGAGCUUACAAGUCUUUUAAUAGCUUUCAAGGCACAAGAGCACCAGCAGGCAUAUGUAAGCUACAGAGUCUGCAAAUUUUGGAUUCAAUCGAGGCGGGAAGUGAGUUGAUCAAACAGCUUCAGCACAUGACCCAACUCACUGCAUUAGGCUUAGCGAAUGUGAAGGAAGCCGAUGAGAUAGACUUGUGCAAGUCAAUCGAAAGCAUGAAACUGAUGGAAUGCUUAACCGUCAAGACAAGUAGUGAGGAUGAGGUGUUACGCAUGGAUGCAUUGUUGUCGGCUCCUCCUCUGCUGAAAACACUUGUUUUAACUGGAAAGUUAAACAAGGUUCCGCUCUGGUUUGCUUCUCUUGAGAGCCUUACCGUCUUAUAUUUGCAUUGGUCCAGAUCAACAGAAGACUUUCUUCCUCACAUUCAUGCACUACCUAAUUUGACCAAACUUUGGCUAUGCAAUGCAUAUGUAGGAAACCAGUUGCUCUUUCAAACUGGAUUCCAAAAGCUUUCUGGUUUGUACAUAACCAAUUUUCCUCAGUUGAAUCUGAUCACCAUAGAGAAGGGGGUGAUGCCAGCACUGAAGACUCUGGACAUUUCUGAAUGCAUGGAGUUAAAGCGAUUGCCUCGCGGAAUCAAACUUCUGACAUGUCUCCAGAAGUUGCAUCUGCACACGGUUCCCAAUGAACUUGUGGAGCGCAUGCGCCGAGAACGAGGUGUGGAUCAUUCAGAGGUUAAACACAUCUCCGAAAUUCGUCUUUUCCACUAAAAGGAGUUUCCUUCUCUACAAUAAAGUGAGACAUGUUCCUGUAGUCUGAUCUUAUUCAAAUAUGUGUAUCAUGUUCUCAUCAAUUAGAAAUUUAGAAUUGCUUCCAAAUUACAUAAAUUCUAGUACUUUGCCUCACCUUUCGUAAUUAGCUGAAGACAGGUCAUGGCUAGCUACAUGGACUUCACAGAGUUGACUACACCACCAGUUGAUCUUUUAGUCCAGCCCUCACCUACUUGGCUACUUCCCUCAUCAGACAAAUGAUAGAGACUACCACUGGACUUCAUUCUUCUCACUUGGACCGUCCAUCAUUUAAAUGAAAGAGUUGAUUAAUAUUUGUAACGGCCUUCAUAAAUUGCUCCUUAAUUAUGUCACAAACUGACAAUUGCAGUAGUGGACUUCUAUUUUUGUCACUAGGGAAUUUGA
Molecule: messenger RNA, 4020 nt
Organism: Rosa rugosa (rugosa rose)
Lineage: Eukaryota; Viridiplantae; Streptophyta; Magnoliopsida; Rosales; Rosaceae
Product: disease resistance protein RPM1-like
Exons: 4
Coding region: 868-3597 (909 amino acids)
Biological process (GO): defense response to other organism
Molecular function (GO): ADP binding
Source: RefSeq, a predicted model, not a curated record